AUGGCCGGAGAAUCAGCAGACUUGCCGGCGGACCAACGUCGUGCUGAAGCCGCGCGAGGAGCAGUGCUGACGCAAGAGCCUACGGCUACUCAUUCGCCGUUGCAGGCACAAAACGACUAUCGAGUAUUAUUACCACGGCUUGUUCCGAGUGAGAAUGAAGCAGGCAAUACAUUGAAUUCGAUCAGUUCGAGGCCCCAGCGAAGUCCUAGGAAUGCCAAGGCUAGAAGUCGCGAUGUUGUUCAAAAAGUCAUGCGUGAAUCAAGAGUUCCCAGGCCACUUCUGCCAAAACCUGCGGUAGUAGGGGUGGAAGAAGAGCCUGAUGGUGUCCCAAAGGUUGUGCUGACCGAAGGAUCAAGGCAGAAGGAAGAAAACCAGGCGACGAGCCCCGUCAGGUCGAGGUUGAUGCGGAACCGGUGUCAAGUCAAGACCAGAUGUGGUAGAGAGGAAGAAAAAAGUUCCAAGGAAUUCGGGUUUGUGUCUUGGGAAGGGCCUGAGGAGAGGGAGGCCGUGUUGUUGGAUCGCGAGGGAGAGGGCAGUAAUUUACAAAGAAAGACUGGUUUGACAGAGGAGAGUGGUCAGAAGAGCAUAGCUCCGGGGAGAAGCUGUGAGUUGCCAGAUACGUAUUCCGGGUUGUCGCCGGCCGCCCCUCUCGUUCCGGCGACUAAAAAUCGGAGGGCGGAAUCGCACUCGCUCAAGAGAAAGUCCCGGUCCCAGCAGUCGAAGCGAGCAUCGAAGCGGCCUCGUAUCGAGGGUCGGCGAAACAGGAGCGAAUAUGACCAUCGGACUGACUUGAAGGAUGCUCUGCAGUGGCUUGAGGACCAAUACGAGAUCAAAAGCCAGUUAUCCUCGACGAAAGCCUGGUGCCAUCCUAUACCUCUGCCAAGAAAGAUCGAGACGGUACAGAACUUCUAUAAUGCCAUGCAUGAUCGAAAGACACUUCCAAUAUACACUUGCUUGAUCUGUUAUGGCAAGUAUGCCGAGGAAGAUCUGGAAUAUGUCAGCUGGGUUCACUGGCGGAGUCUUGUAGCUCGAAGGCACAAAUGGCCGGCGUCCGCAUGCUUGAGUUGUUUUCCGGACGGGGCCGAUAUCCCUUCGUGCAAGGGCUGCGCAAAACAAGUGAGGAAGAGAGUCUUUCCACCGGCGGCUAUUCUGCACGGCCGAUUGAAAUGUGAGCAUGCCUAUCCCGAAGAGUUGAAGGGCCUCACCCCAGUAGAGGAAAAGUUGAUCGCCCUCAACUCGUGCUAUGGCUUCUUCACAAAGCAUACCGUAGUGGCAGGCUGCAGCAACAGUGCCGACUAUGCAAAACAUGUAAAGGGGCAUAUCACCGUGUUCCCAAAUAAUGUGAAGGAUUUAGUUACAAAUGUCCUGCCGCACCCUCUCCUUCGGGUGAUGGAGGACAUCCACGUAUCAUGGCAUGGGACUGAGCGACCGCACGCUAAGGAUUUGGCUGGCCUUCUGUCGGUGCGAAGGAGGAAGGUGGAAGCAGCCUUGUUCUGGUUAAGGCACAAUAAUCCUCACUACAAGGAUAUCGAAAUCGACGGGGCCGAGAUGGAGACCUGGGAAAGGGAGUCGCACGGCGUCCCUUCUCAGAUACUAGACCGCCUUGAGAGAAAUGAGCCGACCGCGUUGGACAAGAUACGCACGGCACAGGUAGUCCCGCAGGCAGAACAAUGCGUUGACGAAAACGAGGUCCUGAGCAUCGACGAGAUCCUAGCUAGUCUAUCGCGGGAGGAGAACCAGUCCACAGGCAGUCAAUCGCCUGGUGUACGGCCAAGGCGACGGGAUGAAGUUGAAGAAGAUGUUGAACAGGAUGAAUGUGUAUGUGACUCCGUUCAGGAGAUUAAUGCCUCCGGGAUGUUUGCCCUGGAUGGCCGACCAGAGGUCACGGAUGCAGAAAAGCUGAGGUUCAUGUGCCACGCUAUGGGCAGUAAUGCCUCAGAAAGGGAGGAGAGUGUGGGAGCCGGACAUGCUACGGCCUCAGCGAGGGUACAACUCCCCAGGCAUGGAGAACCUUUCAUACAGGUGUCGCGCGGCGAUGAUUUCGCAGAUGCAUUCGAGCCUUCCUUCUUUCCGAAAGCCUUCCCCACGCUUUUCCCUUGGGGUGUAGGAGGCCCCAGGCUGGCGGAUGAGCAGGCUCCAGGCACCGGAGCCAAACUUGGAGCGGAACAUGAGCUUGCGUACAUGGGCCGAUGUCGUGUUGAGGCGACACGGGGGCCGGUUCGCAAACCAUCGGAUUUUUGCCUUCCUCAUUUCAACCUAGAGGUGCGAUGGAGGAAUCGGAGGGUCAGCCUGCUCAGCGUAAGCCGGCAGAGCUUCCCUAAUCUCGAGCGAGUCGUCCACUCGCUGAGCAAAUUAAGGUUAGAUGCGGCGAGAAAGGAGCUGGAGGAAAACGAACGGACCAGUGAUGAUGGCAUUCGCGAGCUCCUAAAGAGCAUCUCGCUGUACAGGGUUUCGACUCAUGACCCAGAAGAUGCGGAGGCGUUCUUGACGAGCCUCGAUAUGGCUUUCAAACGGGCUCGCUUAGCAGUUUCCGACCCGGUGAGUUCCGCAUUGUUCUUCCACAGAGAAAUAUCGCUUUUUUUGGAGCACUAUGUGAAAAUAGGUCAGGAUUCUGUGUUUGGCCGGAUUAGCCAAUAUUUUGGCGCCGUAGAAACCAACGAGCGUGGGGCGUUGCAUAUUCAUGGACUGCUUUGGCUGCACGGAAAUGCUCAGCUUGGGACACUGCUUAAAGAUUUAUGCGGUGAUGGCCAACAUAUCGAGAACAAGUCUCGCGAUACGCCGAUAGAAUUAGACCAGGAAGCCUCCUGUGCCAUACAAUCACAGAGGUCGGUGACAUCCAACGUGGCAGCAUUGUUGUCCGAUACCGAUCGAUUUGCGGCCGAGUUCGACGAGGAAGCCAACUUCUGCGCAGGCGCCACUCAGCAAGAGGACGGCGGGGCGUUGUCGGUUUGGGGCUCCUUGGCCGGCGGUGGAGAAGACGGGGUUUACGGAAGACGGGGUGCUGCGGAUCAGGCGGACACGCCCGAUGGUCAUCGUUGGAACAAGGCGAUGGCGGUUGGGCUAAGACACAAUCAUGACAUCUCCUUUAUCGCAACUCAAAGUAAAGCCAAGGCCAUCGUAUACUAUGUGACCAACUAUGCGACGAAGGUGGAGGACCCACUGUGGAAGCGGGCGGCGGCCGUGUCUGAAGGCUUCGACAGAAGACAAUCCAAGACUGGGCGUGCUACAUCGGGAGGGAUGUCCCAUGAGGAGGAGCCCGAAGGAAACAGGACGCGGAAGUUCAUGAUGAGAGUGGCCAAUCGUGUAUUCACAGAAAGGCCAUUGUCGCAAGUGGAGGUAGUGGCCAAUCUUCUGGGGUACCCGACGGAGUUCACAGGCGUCCAGGCGUGGACCUUUCUCAACGUUUCAUUGCUAUACUGGCACAUCGUCAAACAAUGGCAUCAUCAGCAGCUCUCCAACGGACACGGGGACGUCGGCGUAGGAAACGUCGACGAGGCAAUAACAGUUGAAGAAGCAGGAAGGCGUCUAUCCUAUGUGGAGGCUUAUGGCCAACGGGGCAACCUUCUCAGCCCAUUAUGUCUGUACGAUUACAUGACGCUUGUCAUGGUCAGGCGCAGAUCAGAGAAGAAGGCUGUUUGGGGAGAAGUGCCUUUCAAGACAGGGUCUUCUUUUGCAAGCGAAUGGGUCCAAGUUCUUCGAAGGCCUGGCAUGCAUGCGGUCGUAUGCCUCGACGGCUUUCUCAGCCUGGACUUCGAUGAGAGGAUGGAUGAUAGCUGUGUCAGUAGGGCGGCUGUACAGCACCUUGCCCUAUUCGUGCCGUGGGAAGACUUCUUGCGCGAGACCACGGCAGAUAUUGAUAGCGUGUGGAGAAGGUGUCGAGACUCUUUGCCGGGCCGGCUACAAUGCGUGGUGAAUAACGCCCAGCUGCUUCGACAAUCUGCCGAAGAUGCAAGGCGAGACGCGCGGCAAUGGGCUGCUACUUCUGGAGAAGGAGACCUCUCGAUGGACGUUGAUGACAAUGUGCCCAUGGACGGGCGGGAUGACGGUAAGGCGGCAUUCCGAUCUGACGAGAUUGGAGAUGCAGGGCGCCUGAUUGACCUUGUCCGAAGUGCCUCCAGCGCUGGACAGAUAACUGCUGGUUCGAGGGAGCUCGCAGAUGUAAUGCAGAGACUUUCGCAUUUCCAGCAGUCAGCAUUAUGCUCCCAAGACGAGCUACGGGCCAGCCGUUUAGCUGAAGGUGGCAAACGGAGAGUGGGCGAAGGCCUGGCCCAUCUCGAAGGUGUCGACAUCCCCUCGCAAGCUCAAGUGCGAGGGAUAAAAUCACAACAGAAAAGUGCAUCGAAGGAGGUGGAAAGCCUAGUCCAAGGCACCCAGAGGCGUUCACGCAAGGUGGAGGAAUGCGCGACCGCCUCGUGGCAGCGGCAAGAUGUAGUCGGGCUAGUCGAAGAGGUUGAAACGAUACAAUGUCCAACGGUCGGGCCAGCCGUUAAUCUCGAAUGGCGCGUGUCGGAUUCAUUUUAUGCAGAAGGGGAGCGUAUUUCUGAGGCUUUUACAUUAAACACUCGCCAGUGCGCAGCCCUGUUGUUGAUAUGCAGGCACCUUGAUAGCAUCCAGCAUGUUCAACGUGAGACCGACGUGGAGCAGCUCUGCCAAUUCAUUGGCGGAGAAGGCGGGACGGGCAAAUCGCGGAUCAUCGAGGCAAUCGUGGAACUUUUCACGAGGAGAGACGUCGGACAUAGGCUACUUGUCACAGCAACUUCCGGAACGGCUGCCGCGCGCAUCAACGGCAUCACCAUCCACUCAGCAUGCAACCUUUCAGUAGAACAGCGCUCAGCUUCGGCAGUAUCGAAGAGGUUGGACGGGGCGCAAGCGUCUGGACCUGGGCUGAGAUUUGUCAGUGGGCAGUCCCGGAUGCACUGGCAGGACAAGCAACUUUUGAUCCUCGAUGAAGUUAGCAUGCUAGGGGCCCGCACGCUGUUUGCCAUCAACGAACAACUGCAGUCUCUUCGUGGCUCAUCACGGGAUUUUGGCGGCAUACCCAUUGUCCUUUUCUGCGGAGAUUUCCAUCAGUUCAGGCCUGUGCAGGAGAGAUUGAUGCUACUGCCGAGCACCAUGACCUCGUGGGACGACGAUGCAAGUUUACGAAUAGAGCAGAGGCAUGAGCACGAUGUAGCGCAUGCUCUCUGGAAGCGGUUCUCCACAGUCGUGAUGUUGAACGAGCAGGUGCGAGCAGCUGGAGACCCUGAACUGCAGGGUCUUCUGACAAGAAUCCGCCAGGGCUCGCAAACCCAGGCGGACCUGGACCUUCUGAAUGACAGAUGCUAUGAAGAGGGCAAGAGGAUCCCUUGGGAGACGGGGAUCACUGUUGUAACACCAUUAAACAGAAACCGGUGGAACCUGAACAUGGAGGCCACUGUAGCCUUUCAGAGGCAACGGCAAGCCACACUUCGAAUCUUCCUGUCCGAACACAAGUGGGUCGACGGCCAGCCAACCGAAGAGGAAGCCAUCAUGAUGCAGAGUCAAGGAGAUGAUAGUGGCAUCCCGGUACCAUCAGUCUUCAUGUUCGUUCCUGGCAUGCCGAUCGUCGUCAAUAAGAACACACUGCAGGGAUUGAAGCUUGUGAAUGGAGCGUCGUACACGGCCGUUGACGUGGUGCUGGAUAAGGUGUACCCGGGCCACCGGAUCUCGGCCGACACGAUUCUCCACUUCGGCCCGCCGGCAGCGUUAGUGCUCAUGGCAGACUCAACCAAGACGUUCAAUUUUGUUGGCAUGCCACCUGGCACUAUACUGCUGGCGCCGUUGAGGACCAGGAUCAAUUGCGAAAGGAAGCGACCGUGGCAGCAGACGGAUUGUUCGCGGAAGGGGUUGCCCUGCACGGCAGCCUUCGCCUGCACAGACUACAAGGUGCAGGGCCGAACGCUGCAGCGCGUGGCUUUGGAGCUACGUGGAACCCGGACAACCAACAUCAACGGUGAAGCAGUCCCGCUAGCUUGCGAUCCAUGUAGCCUGUACGUUCAACUAUCCCGUUGCCCAACAUUAGACGGCAUCAUGUUAUUGUCAAAGGUCAGAAAAAGAGAUUUUAUUGGGAACACGGCAUCGGAGAUCAUGGUCGCCGCAAAGAACCGACUUGAGGAGCUGAGCGAGACGACUUUAAUGGAAUUCAAAACGUGGCAGACAAAUUUUGAGGCCGAGAAAGCAGCUUUGACAGCGCAUGGAAGGGGGAGCCUUUAA
Molecule: messenger RNA, 6231 nt
Organism: Metarhizium robertsii ARSEF 23
Lineage: Eukaryota; Fungi; Ascomycota; Sordariomycetes; Hypocreales; Clavicipitaceae
Product: PIF1 protein
Exons: 8
Coding region: 1-6231 (2076 amino acids)
Biological process (GO): telomere maintenance; DNA repair
Molecular function (GO): DNA helicase activity
Source: RefSeq, a predicted model, not a curated record